Molecule: messenger RNA, 1070 nt
Organism: Rhipicephalus sanguineus (brown dog tick)
Lineage: Eukaryota; Metazoa; Arthropoda; Arachnida; Ixodida; Ixodidae
Exons: 6
Coding region: 180-845 (221 amino acids)
Source: RefSeq, a predicted model, not a curated record
ACAAGUUGGACACCUCCAGGGGAAGCAGUUUUGGCCGCGCGUGAACGGUGCCACGCCGCACCAGGCCGAGCGCUUCCUCGAAGGUAAACGACCGUGUCCGCUUUCGUGACCUUGAUCUUGGGAGGAGAGAGCUCAAUGAACGGCGCGCCGAGUCGCACCGUUCACUUCGUGUGGCCACGAUGGCACCGUACGCUUUCCUCUUGUUGCUCGGGUGCUGUGGCGCGCUGGCAUCAGCACGCGUCCACCUUAAGUCUCCCCUGCUCUCCGAGGCGGCCACGACAAAAGAAUCUCUGCUGCGCAAGAAAGCACAUCAUCACCUGAUUGAGAAGUGGGGCCUUCCCCUGGUGGUGGCUGCGAAGCACGUGGUGCCACUAUGGGUAGCCGGCGCGGCUGGCUUCUUGGCCGUGGUGCUGGCCCACUCACCCCUGUCGCCACUGCCCGUGCCGCCGCUGCCGCACGCUCCCGUCGGUCGGUUCCCGCCCAAGCAGACGGUGCUCAAGAAUCCCGGACCGGUGCACAUAGUGACCGUGCAUCACGUGCGGCGACGGCGAGCUGCAACGUCUGUCUUGUCUCAGCAGAAACCUGCCACGCCAGUCGGAAGCAUGCUGGUGCAGGGUACCAACAGUGUUAACAGGCUGCUGCAGUGGCUUCGACUGGCCGGCUACGCGCCCAAUGGCUGGCCCACACCGGGACCCUCCAAGCUCAAACCGGUCGCCCAGAUGGCGCUCGACAGUGUCGUGCGCUUGCAGCCUGCGAAGGUACUGCGAGCAGCACUGGCCGUGUCGGCAGCUUACCGCGUGCUCCGACUGGUUGGCUCCGUGGUGGCGGGGGCGGUGGAGACCUAGGAGCGGAGCAGCGGACACUGAUCUGACCGGGUACCGACAGUUCGCCAAAAGCUUGACUGGUAGCAGUAAUUGAAAGAACCAUGGGAACGAAGACUUGGUGUGUGAGACCAUCGUUACUUGUACAGCGAUAAAGUCCGUGAGAGCGGUUCCUGCGGUGCAAGUCCGCUUCCGAGUACGUGUAAAUAAAGCUAGUGUGUCCUCCAUCGUACCUGUCUAAAUAAAACG